Messenger RNA from Silurus meridionalis, 772 nucleotides. RefSeq names its product PRKR interacting protein 1 (gene prkrip1). The transcript is spliced from 6 exons. Gene Ontology annotation, biological process: negative regulation of protein kinase activity. Gene Ontology annotation, molecular function: protein kinase binding; double-stranded RNA binding; protein kinase inhibitor activity. Lineage: Eukaryota; Metazoa; Chordata; Actinopteri; Siluriformes; Siluridae. Gene Ontology annotation, cellular component: nucleolus. The coding region runs from base 46 to 624 and encodes 192 amino acids. The record is from RefSeq and is a predicted model, not a curated record.
UUUUGUUUUGAACGCACCCGAAGAAGACGGGGACACACCGAAAACAUGGCGGCGUCCCAGAAAGACUCGAAACCGGGAAAAGCUCCAAAGAAGGAGUCACAGCCUUUAAUUAUUGCCAAAAAUCCUGCUGAGGAGCAGCGGCUCAAACUGGAGAAGUUAAUGCGUAACCCGGACAAACCGGCCCCGAUACCGGAAAGACUGAAAGAUUGGACACCGCGUUCGGCCCCGGAGUUUGUGCGUGACGUCAUGGGCUCCAGCGCCGGCGCAGGCAGCGGCGAGUUCCACGUCUACAGACACCUGAGGCGGCGCGAGUACCAGAGACAAGAUUUUCUCGACCGGAUGUCUGAAAAGCAAAACCUGGACGAAAGCUAUAAGGAGAAAAUACAGGAGAACCAGCAAGCAGCUGAGGAGAGGACGGCCAAGCGCAGGAAGAAGAGGGAGAAGCUCAAACUGAAAAAGUUGAUGGCCAAGAAAGCCAAACAAAUAAGCAAGAAGCAAGCAGAGUCCGAUAAGGAGGAGGAGGAGGAGGAGUCGGCGAGCGAAGAGGAAGAAAAGGAGGACGAGGAACAGAAAGAUCAGCAGGAUGAUGCUGAAGAGCCCAGCUUUGUCAUGAGCAAGAGGUGACUCCUGAAGAGUCUGAACAGGAAAGACCUGGAUGAAACUGUCAACAUUCUGGACGUUGUUUCUUUUCACGAAUGUUUUGGUUGUCUUUUUUCUUAACUGUACAUACUCUAUUUUUAAUAAACAUUACGAAAAAAACUGUUUACAAAAA